AUGGAAUAUCCAACUUCCUACAGUGAACGUGACAAUCCUGUGUUGAAAAGGAGAAGAACUUUCAUAGCUUGCAACCGUUGUAAGGUACGAAAGAGAAAGUGCGACGGUCAUACCGUGUGUAGAAACUGUUCCAAUGCUAAUAAGGAAUGUGUGUAUGAAGGCACCGUUUCCCAGAAGUCGUUGUUGGAGUAUGAGCGUUACAUAGAGACUCUCCAGCUCAAGCUUGAACAGACAGUACACAAAUUAGAGGUCGCUGAGCAGAAAUAUCUCCAAUUAGAGAAACAGGUCAAUAGUCAGGCCCCCACGAUAUUGAAUUCGGCACUCCUAAGUUUGAUAACACAGCCGGUAGAUCCCGUAGAAUACAUCGGCCCAGGUGCCUUUAUCUCUAUGGUAAAAGCGUUAAAGAAAAAGAUUCUUGGGAAACAGCUAGAGAAUGAAACAUUCCACAAGAAAGUUGAUUUCUCGUUUCUACAAAUUCCUGAAAAAUUGCCAGAAAAUCUGGUUAUUCUAGAAAAAGGUUUCAUUGAAAGCUAUUUUUCACUUUCCCGAAGUCGAUAUUAUUUUGUAGAUCGGUAUGAGUUUGAUACGUCUAUCCUAGGAAAGGAUCCAUACGAUAGAAGUGACUGGGAAUCAUUUGUCUACUAUGCAGUUGUAGCCAAUGGAUGUAAAUGCCAGGAACUCCGGGAGAUCAAAGUCUUUCCUCCUCCUUCAGUCUACUUUUCUCAAUGUAUCUCAUAUCUUUCUCGUGCAAAACUACGUCCUAUUCAGCAGAUUCAAGCAUGUCUCUUAAUGGCUCUCUAUGUUGGAAGAACUCAUGAUGUGACAUUCAAUAUCAAAGCAUGGGACCUCUCUGGAAUGGCCAUAAGGAAAAUUGUGCAAAUGGGCUUACAUAGAAGGCAACCAAUAUCCAUUGAUAAUGCAGUCCCGUAUGAGUUCUGUAAAAGGUUGUUUUGGUCAGCAUAUAACUUUGAUAGACUUCUUUCUUUAUCCAUGGGAAAACCGUUCUCAAUUCCAGACUAUGCCAUAGAUAUUCCGUUGCCCUUGAGUAUCGAAGACUCUGACCCUCUGACACUCCAUUUCAAAGACAAUUUGUGCAAGUUGCAAAAAGAACAGGAAAGAAACCCAGAUAUGAAGCAACCAAUUCUGUUAAUAGGUACACUUGUUGAAACCAGCAAGAUGAGGAGAAUCGAAGGGGAAAUUUUUAAUUACUUUUACUCAGGACGAAGAGACGGUGCUCAUUCCAUAAUAUUUGAAGGUUUACUUAAUUCUCUAGAAACAUGGGUGCUGAAUCUCCCUCCAAGAGCCAAAGUAGAAGAAGUAUUGAAAGGAGAAGAAUGCUACGAGUACUUCUUACUCUUGUAUCAUAGAGCUCGAUUGAUGUUAUUGUUGCCCAAGCUUACAUCUGAUUCUUUCCCAGGGCUUCCAAGAAACCAAGCAUUAACAGAAUGUCGUUUAGCAGCUGGCGGUAUUUGUCGAGCGUACAAAGUUCUUUUCAAAGGCUCGAUCUUAGGCUUCAGUCUGUAUGCUCUUAACACCAUUUUCCUAGCAGGAGUGACAUUAUUGUACUAUCUCUGGAAUCAAGGAGACUCGGCCAUGUCUAACAUUCAGCAGGAUAUACGAGCUUGUUCGAGUUUGCUUCUUGUUUUUGCCGAGAGACUACCAGAAGCCAAAUCCAAUUCUGAGUUGUUUGAUAACCUUGCGGAUACAGUCGAGAAUGGUAACAAUAAUGGAGGAAGUAAAUCAGGAAAUGGAGCCAGUUCUAUUGAGCAAGGAUAUAAAUCGAACACUUCGAAUAUUCUGCAGCAUUCUCUCGACAAUACUUCUCUUAAUUUCACUUUCGAUGAUGAUUUCUGGGACCAGAUUAAGGAAGAUAUGAUUACACAAAUGACCACACAUCGAUGA
Messenger RNA from Scheffersomyces stipitis CBS 6054, 1902 nucleotides. RefSeq lists its product as uncharacterized. Bases 1 to 1902 code for a protein of 633 amino acids. The transcript has a single exon. The record is from RefSeq and is a predicted model, not a curated record. Lineage: Eukaryota; Fungi; Ascomycota; Pichiomycetes; Serinales; Debaryomycetaceae. Gene Ontology annotation, molecular function: sequence-specific DNA binding; DNA-binding transcription factor activity, RNA polymerase II-specific; zinc ion binding. Gene Ontology annotation, biological process: positive regulation of transcription by RNA polymerase II; DNA-templated transcription.